Molecule: messenger RNA, 1221 nt
Organism: Pararge aegeria (speckled wood butterfly)
Lineage: Eukaryota; Metazoa; Arthropoda; Insecta; Lepidoptera; Nymphalidae
Gene: Lim3
Product: LIM/homeobox protein Lhx3
Exons: 7
Biological process (GO): neuron differentiation; regulation of transcription by RNA polymerase II
Cellular component (GO): nucleus
Molecular function (GO): DNA-binding transcription factor activity, RNA polymerase II-specific; RNA polymerase II transcription regulatory region sequence-specific DNA binding
Source: RefSeq, a predicted model, not a curated record
GGGCGGCCGCGGAUCAUGUUGGGUGCCAUGAUGUACCCCGGUGUGGAAGACGAGCUCGGUGACAUGCGCGUACCGCCGAUACAACUCGAACACCUACCCGAAGUGCUCCUAUCCAGUAUACCAAAGUGCGGGGGAUGUCACGAGAUGAUAGUGGAUCGGUACGUGCUGAAGGUUUCGGACCGAACUUGGCACGCCGGAUGUCUGCGGUGCGUUGAAUGCCGAGCAAUGCUAUCAGGCAAAUGCUUCGCAAGGAACAACCAGCUGUAUUGUACCGAGGACUUCUUCAAGCGCUUCGGCACGAAGUGUGCGGGCUGCGGGCAAGGGAUCCCGCCAACACAGGUGGUGCGACGGGCGCAGUCACACGUCUACCACCUCCGGUGUUUUGCUUGCGCCGCGUGUGCGAGGACCUUGAACACCGGAGACGAAUUCUACCUAAUGGAGGACGGGAAGCUUGUUUGUAAACCGGACUAUGAAGCGGCGAGGGCGAAAGGUGAGGGGUCCAUAGACGGGGACGCCGCUAGCAAACGGCCGCGUACCACAAUAACUGCCAAGCAGCUCGAAACGCUUAAAAGCGCUUACAGCAGUAGUCCAAAGCCCGCGCGCCAUGUAAGAGAGCAGCUGGCACAGGAUACCGGCCUCGACAUGCGUGUUGUCCAAGUCUGGUUCCAGAAUAGGAGAGCAAAAGAGAAGCGGUUAAAAAAGGACGCCGGACGAACUCGCUGGUCGCAGUACUUCAGGUCCAUGAAAGGUGGAGGCAGUGGUUCGCCGAGACACGACCGGCUCCUGGACAAGGAUGAGCUUAAAAUUGACUUGGAUUCCUUUAGUCAUCACGAGCUAAGCAAUGACAGCUACAGCACAGCGGCGUUGGGAGGCGAGGAAGGUUCUCCCGCAGGUGGAGCGACGGGGACGCGGUUUGGCGCCACACCUCCGUACCUUCGAGCACAUUCACCACCGCAUGCGCAUUACCACUAUCCGCCCGACCACCUCGUUUACACCAACAUUGGUCAAGCAAUGAGCGGCGUUGGACUCGCUGGAGCUGGCGGUGCAUCUGACAUGAGCAGCUCGUCUUCCCCAGCAGCGGGAGGGUACCCGGACUUUCCCCCGUCACCAGAUUCUUGGUUAGGAGAGCCGCACCACUACUCCCCGCGAGGCUAUCCCUAGCGGCGGCCACCACCGGCGCACACGCAGCCCGCGCCCCCGCCGCUCCCCGCACCCUGCCCU